Cicer arietinum (chickpea) is the source of this 1119-nucleotide messenger RNA. Lineage: Eukaryota; Viridiplantae; Streptophyta; Magnoliopsida; Fabales; Fabaceae. The record is from RefSeq and is a predicted model, not a curated record.
AUGGAAAAGCAUGUCUUGCAACAACCAUCACCACUCUGUUUUUCACUCAAACAUCAUGUGAGAAUGUUCACCACAAAGCAUGUGAAUGUGUGUGGUGUCACUUUGCACAGACCCAACAAGAUGAAGGUGAAAGCCAAUAUUGAAUGGAAAGACAACAACAAUCAUAACAAGUUCAGUAGCAUGAACGUGCCUUUUAAGGUAAGGUCUAAGGUUGGGAAGCUUCUUAAGGGUGUGAUGCAGGACAACGUCAACCCUCGUGUGUUUCCUCUUGUUGCCAUUGAUGAGGUGAGGCUAUUGAGUGAUCAAAGAGAUUCUGCUGUUCAACAAAUGCUUCUCACUCAAUUCACUGAUGAUCCCUCGCUUUUCAGGAUUGCAGAGUUAAAAGAAGAGGAAUGUCGAAAAAGUAUAAAAGAUGUAAUGUAUCUUAUGAUUAUAUUCAAGCUUUCCGAUUAUGAAAUCUCUUUGGUUCCAAGGAUUUCUAAAUCCCAAUGUAAUGGAAAGCUGGAGCUAUUGCCUUAUAAGGAAUGGCAGCUACAGGCACUUCACAAUCCAGAGCUUUUGAGUGUGAUAAUGGAACAUAUAACUAUGAUAACUAAUUUGAGAAACGAAAGUUCCAAAUCUACGUUUCAACCAAUGAAAGUUAGUAAAAGUUGGUUUGCCAAAAUGUAUGUUGCUUCCAUAUUAUUUGGUUACUUCUUGAAGUCAGCUUCAUGUAAUGGAAUUAGUUUUUCGCGAUUUCUUGGACCGGAAGAUUUGCCUCUUGAUGACAAGAUUGACAAACAAUAUUUAUGGAGAGAUUCAAGUAAUGUAAUUGGAGAUAUAAAAGGUUAUGUUAAGGCCCAAAACGGCUUUUAUAGGCCUAGUUUAGCACUGAGUCAUUGCCAAUUGAGAUAUAAAGAAGGUUUGGAAUUGGUAAGGAGUCAUACUCAAGAACUUUUUGAGAGUGAUGAAAAUGGUUUGCUUGAGUUUAAAGUUAUGGAUGAUGAUAUGGAUAUUGAAACUUCAUUUCCUACUAUAAAGAGAUUAAAUUUGGAAGGUAUUGCUUUUGGAUCUAUUCUGUGGGAGGUGGAGAAUAUCAUUAGCAGAGAAUAUACACUUGAAGAUCAUGAAGCAAAGUGA